CACUCUGCCUGCCCUCCGCUGUGAAACAGUUGUGUGUUGAUAAAGCUGACUGUGAUGUUUUUACAGUGGAUCAAUGGUCUGUGCUGAGUGGCUGCAGUCGGGUAGAGGUGGAGAUUUGACAUGAGAGUUCUGAACUUCCAGAAGUUCACACCGCUGGACAUCUGGUAGUUUUAGCAGCAGUUGGCACAGUGAUACACUGAAAUACAACGCAGGAGAAGCAUGAGGCAACACUGUGCUCUCAAACAUGGAAUACUUAAGGAAUUCCUGGCAGAAUUCCUGGGAACAUUUGUCUUGGUUCUGUUUGGCUGUGGCUCAGUCGCUCAGACCGUCCUCAGUCGAAACAGCCUUGGUGAACCUCUCACCAUCCACAUCGGCUUCUCUGUGGGACUAAUGAUGGCAGCGUAUGUGGCUGGUGGAGUGUCAGGGGGCCAUGUGAACCCUGCUGUGUCUCUGGCCAUGGUGAUUCUGGGAAAACUGAAGAUCUGGAAGUUUCCCUUCUAUGUCAUCGCUCAGUUUCUUGGUGCUUUUGUUGGCGCUGCUGCGGUCUUUGGGUUGUACUAUGAUGCUUUCAUGGACUUCACCAGUGGGAUUCUGUCAGUGACGGGAAUCAAUGCAACAGGUCACAUUUUUGCUUCCUACCCUGCGAGACACCUGUCAGUCCUCGGUGGCUUCAUCGAUCAGGUGAUGGGGACGGGUAUGCUGGUCUUGUGUAUCCUGGCUAUCAUUGAUGGUGGAAACAUUGGAGCUCCCAAAGGCGUGGAACCGCUGGCCAUUGGUCUGAUCAUCAUGGCCAUCGGUGUGUCCAUGGGACUGAACUGUGGCUACCCCCUGAACCCUGCCAGAGACCUGGGACCCCGACUGUUCACAGCUUUAGCAGGAUGGGGGAUGGAGGUCUUCAGCACUGCAGACUACUGGUGGUGGAUCCCCGUGGCGGGGCCUAUGGUGGGGGGCGUGGUCGCAGCCAUCAUCUACUACCUGUUCAUUGAGCUGCACCACCACCGUGAUGAGCCUGAGAAGCCCCAUGAGGAGGAGGAAGAAGAGGAGGAAGAUGAAGAGGACGAGGACAGCAGUCUGAAGGACAAAUAUGAGAUGAUCACCAUGAGCUAAAAAAAAAAGACAUUAACCUUCAGGACUAACUGUCCGAUCCAGCUGUUUAACUGUCAGUCAGGUGAAGAACAACCCAGCACAGCUUCCAUCUGUAAGGACAGGCUUCCUCUGUCUCUUUGGCAAACCCGUAGCAGGAUAGGCUGUAGUUACUCUUCUGAUUGGCUUUAUGCUCUGCAGAGACAAGCUUUUCAGCUCAGUGAUGGUAUUAGAACAUUGACAGGUCAAAACUUAAAGUAAAACAAAUUAGGAAACGUUUUAGACAGUAAAAACUGCAGCUAUAUUAAGCACUAUGGAUACUGUUGUGGUCUGUGCUGUUGGUAGAAAUACAUACAAGCAAAACUUUGCACUGUCUUUGUAAAAUACUAAACCCAUCAUCCAAACCAAUACUGGACUGUCUCCUUUGCAAUUUAACUUUUUAUGUUUUAUGUUUCAUAAACACACGAAGAUCUCAGUCCUGUGUACUUCACAUUGUUAUGACUUUUCAUAUAUAUGUUGUAAAUACUGUAUUAUAGAUAUUAGAUGAAAAGUACCCCGUUUUUUGGCUAUAUUCACUCAAACAAUUGGUACUGAACUAAUAGUUUCACAUGUCUUCUUUUAGGUUUGCUCCCAUUUUCUUUAGUGGUUGUAAUGAUCUGUAUAUUAACUUAAGGCUUUGUUUUUGUUCUAACUUAUUUAUUUUCUUCUUUUGCAAACCACAAGGAAUCCUCCCUUCUGUUCAUUAUUAAUAUUUGUAUUUCACUCACUGUUGUU
Molecule: messenger RNA, 1857 nt
Organism: Morone saxatilis (striped sea-bass)
Lineage: Eukaryota; Metazoa; Chordata; Actinopteri; Moronidae
Product: aquaporin-9-like
Exons: 6
Coding region: 220-1107 (295 amino acids)
Biological process (GO): glycerol transmembrane transport; water transport
Cellular component (GO): basolateral plasma membrane; plasma membrane
Molecular function (GO): water channel activity; urea transmembrane transporter activity; glycerol channel activity
Source: RefSeq, a predicted model, not a curated record